Talaromyces stipitatus ATCC 10500 is the source of this 1566-nucleotide messenger RNA. Its product is annotated as cytochrome P450 alkane hydroxylase, putative. The transcript is spliced from 5 exons. Gene Ontology annotation, molecular function: iron ion binding; heme binding; oxidoreductase activity, acting on paired donors, with incorporation or reduction of molecular oxygen. Lineage: Eukaryota; Fungi; Ascomycota; Eurotiomycetes; Eurotiales; Trichocomaceae. The record is from RefSeq and is a predicted model, not a curated record. Bases 1 to 1566 code for a protein of 521 amino acids.
AUGAGAGUCACACCCUCCGUCUCCGUCUUCAUCUUCCUGGUAUUCUUUCUAGCAUACAGGUUUCUCAAGAACCAGUAUAAAUCGCGUGCGCAUCGAAAACUGGAGAUUGCAAAAGGUUGUCAACCACUCCUCAGGACAUGGAAAUCGAGAUGCCCCUGGGGAAUUGACAUUCUCCACAAGGCAUACCAACAUGAGAGCAAGAAGCAGAUACUGCAAUUCUUUCUGGACGUGAUCGCCAAAAGUGGAAACACGUUCCAGCAAUAUCUCUUCUUUUCUCGAAGUAUCAACACUGUAGAACCCGAGAAUAUUGAAGCUAUCUUGUCCACUCAGUUUGAAGAUUUUGGACUGGGACUUCGUCCUAUCCAUUUCGAUCCUCUCAUGGGCAAUGGUAUCUCUACCCAAGAUGGGACUCAGUGGCGCCACUCACGCCAACUUUUACAAUCGCAAUUCAUGUCAAACCGCCUCAACAACUUGGACCAGAUCAAGAGUGCUGUAGACGACCUCGCUAUCGGUAUUCCAGAGAAUGAGUCCGUGGACAUGCAACCACUGUUUUUCCGGCUUACACUUGACACCACACUCUUCUUGUUGUUCAGACAACUUCUUCCGUCACUAAAGUCUCAAGGAAUCACUGAUUGUGAAUCCGAAUUCGCAGACGCUUUCAAGACCAGUCAAGAGUAUCUUGCGCAGCGAGGACGAUUGGGCGAUUUUUACUGGCUUCUGGGAGGCCAGAAGUUUCGUAGAGCUUGUGGGAUUGUUCAUGAUUUCGUUGACAGUGCAGUUCAAAUGGCUUUGAAGCAUUCGGCGCAAUUUCCACCAGAUGCGAAGAUUGGGUCCCAAGAAGGUCACGCGUUAAUCGAUGCAUUGAUUCAGGAAAACAAGGAUCCAAAAUACCUCAGGAGUCAGUGUUUGAACAUUCUCUUGGCUGGAAGGGACGCAACUGCAUGUUGUCUGAUAUGGACUCUGCGUCUCCUCGUACAACACCCCCACGUCCUUUCCAAACUCCGCCGUGAAGUCAAAGGCGCCGUGGGUGUCGGCCUCAAUGCAUCAGAACCGACAAUCAGCCAACUCAAGGAACUCUCUUACUUGACAAAUGUCAUCAAAGAAGUCCUCCGCUUAUACCCCUCCGUCCCUGUCAACUCGCGCACCGCUAUCCGAACAACAACUCUCCCUACCGGCGGAGGUCCCCACGGCACCGAUCCAAUCCUCGUUCACAAAGGCGAAGCAGUCGGGUACUGCGUGUACGCCAUGCAUCGUCGGAAGGACAUCUACGGCCCGGAUGCGGAAGCCUUUCGACCGGAGCGUUGGGAAGACCAACCCCUAGCCACCAAGGCAAGGGGUUGGGCGUAUUUGCCAUUCAACGGAGGACCACGGGCAUGUCCUGGACAAGAGUUUGCCCUGCUAGAAACGGGUUAUACUAUCGUUAGGAUUCUGCAAAUGUUCGAGACUAUCGAGAUGGUAGAGGGACGGGGGAUGGAUUGUUCUGUUGGUAAGGAGAAGCAGGUUCUUACGCUGGUUCUAUCGAGCGGUGACGGUUGUUGGGUCCGAAUGAGGAAAUACCAACAUUAA